AUCCUUGGCCUGAUGUUCAAUGAAAUAUUUCCGGUCUAUGAUUUGUACUCUCGCGCACACAGCGGUGACGUCACGCGAUGUUUUUAGUGCUAUGGCGUACCAGGAAGGGGAGUCGCUUGAAUCCUGGCUCAAUAAAGCCACCCAUCCAACAAACAGACAAGAGGACUGGGAGUACAUCAUUGGCUUCUGUGAUCAGAUCAACAAAGAACUGGAAGGUCCUCAGAUAGCUGUACCUCUGCUUGUGCACAAAAUCCAUUCUCCUCAAGAAUGGGAAGCACUCCAGGCUUUGACAGUGCUGGAGGCAUGUAUGAAGAACUGCGGCAGAAGAUUUCACAAUGAGGUUGCAAAAUAUCGAUUUUUGAAUGAGCUGAUCAAAGUUGUUUCCCCAAAGUAUAUGGGUGACAGUGCACCCCAGAAAGUGAAGCAGAAGAUUGUCGAGAUGUUGUACAGCUGGACGGUUGCUUUUCCCAAUGAAAUGAAGAUCAACGAAGCCUACCAGACACUGAGGAGACAGGGCCUAGUGACACAUGAUCCAGAGUUACCGCUGGACCGAACUCUGAUCCCUUCUCCUCCUACACGACCAAAGCAUCCAGUAUUCGACAAUGAAGACAUGGGAAAGCUCCUUGCUGAACUCCUCCGGAGUAAAAAUCCAGAGGACCUUCAAGAAGCCAACAGAUUAAUCAAAAACAUGGUGAAGGAGGACGAAGCUCGGGUUCAUAAGGUCACGAAGCGCAUGCACACUCUGGAGGAGGUGAACAUCAAUGUGAAGCUGCUGACCGAGAUGCUGACCCACUACAACAAGGACAGCUCCACCGACUCAGACAAGGAGAUCAUCAAGGAGCUCUAUGAGCGCUGUGACAAGCUGAGGAGGGCUGCUUUCAAAAUGGCCACGGAGACGGAAGACAACGACACCACUUUAGGGGACAUUCUCCAGGCCAGCGACGACCUCUCCAGGGUCAUCAACUCCUACAAGAAGAUCGUGGAGGGGCAGCCCAUCAACGGCGACAGUGAGGAGCCUCGAUCCACAGCUGGCCACAGCGAGAGCGAGGCCACAGACACGCUGAUUGACCUCGCCGGCCUCGAUACCCCCAGCCCUCCUCAGCCUGCCAUCCCCCCCUCCCUCGCCUCGCACCCCGCCUUGGCCGACCCCGCGGCGCUGCCCAUCCCCGUGCUGCCUCCUCCUCCUCCCAAACGCCUGGGGGGCUCCCAGGGCAGUCAGAGCAGCAGCCCCAGUCACCCCCCGCCCAGCCAGGCCUCCACUGCACUCUCACUCCUGGACGAUGAGCUGCUGUCUCUCGGACUGAAUGACCCGCCUACCUCUCUGAGCAGCCAAUCAAAACCUAAAUUAGAAGAACUGUCCAAUCAAUGGACUUCAUUGCAGGCCCCGUCAGCAGGCGUGGAUUUGUUCGGAAGUGGAGUCUUUUCAGGUCCGGCCGCGCCUCCUGCUGAGCCAGCUGCUCCGCACAGUCUGCAGAACCUGCAGGACUUAGCCAUGAUGGGGUUCACUGAUCAGAAGAGCCUGUCCAGCCAGAUGACCGCCAGAGGAAGCAGCUUCGGGAUGUCCGCAGCAGCCGCGGCACCCCCCCUCGUUCCCGGGCAGGGCUCCCCCUCCUCGGCCUCUCUUCUCCAGGGCGCAGUUCCCGGCUCGCCAGCCUUGUCCCACGCCAAGGCUCAGAGCCUGGGCUCGGCACCGGGCAGCCCCCUGUUCCGCUCCUUAUCCCCGUGCCACCCUCCCCUCCAGGGCAGCCCGGCCAGAGCCUCAGAAAUCUCCCUGAGCAACGUGUUCGUCCCUCUGGAAGCCAUCAGACCCAGUAAAGUCUUACCGGUGACUGCCUAUGAUAAGGACGGGGUUCGGGUCCUCCUCAACUUUGCGUCUGACUGUCCUCCCGGCAGACCCGAUGUGCUGGUGAUGGUUGUGUCCAUGCUCAACACAGCCCCCCUGCCCGUUCACAACGUGGUCCUGCAAGCUGCUGUGCCCAAGUCGAUGAAGGUGAAGCUGCAGCCCCCGUCGGGAACAGAACUGGCCCCGUUUAACCCCAUCCUCCCUCCGGCCUCUAUCACACAGAUCAUGCUCCUGGCCAACCCAACAAAGGAUAAAGUGCGUCUGCGCUACAAGCUGGCCUUCACGCUCGGAGAGCGCCCGUGCAACGAGGUUGGAGAGGUGGAUCAGUUCCCCCCGCCAGAGGCGUGGGGUCACCUAUAGCAGCGUGCACGCCCGCCAGCGCUCGGCAGGGACAGGCUGGCUCACGCUCCAUGAAGGGAUGAAUGUGUGUGCGCGUGUGUGUGUUCACAUCCAUCCCAGAGAGAACGGAGGGCGACUAGAGGAAAUUCAGCUCCACCUUUCAGCUUCACAUUCCUUAUAUUUGUUCAUAUUUUGGCAAAUGUUACUAUCAAUGAGGCGUUAACAGCAAACACUAAAGCUUUUAUUCGCACCAUGCCUGUACUAUACUGCAGAUAAGUAACAGAGCAAAGGAAUACACAGCCAAAGUGUUUACAGGUUAAGAAAUAUGAGCCCAAACUCAAACUGUAACCAGCAGAUGUUUUAGAAGACUUUAAACUCUCGUCUGGCUUAAUACUGGAACAGCGUCCAAAAAUAUGCUUGAAUAUGUCAAUUUUUUAAAUAUCUAUGUCUUCAAAUCAGGUUUAACGCUAGAUUUCAGUCAUGAAUGGUUCCUGCUGAGUAAAAGAAAGAUUUGAGUGCUUGAAAAUUCAAGUAAUGAGGAUUUUAGACAUGCUGAACUGAUUCGUAUUUAAUUGUAAAACUAGCUAAUGUAGCCUUGUGCUAGAUUAGCGGUUCAACACUACUGUGUGAUAAGAGGCGUUUUAGGCAUCAGCAGCGACGUGGUGUCUGUUUGCAGAUAUGUUACCCUGACUUGAGUCCAACACUGCUUUUAUUUAAUGCUAUUAGCUUAUUUUUUCUCUUCUUUGGGAGUAAAAGAAGUUUGAUUUGUCAGCAGUUUCAGCAGGGAAGGAAUUCAGUUUUGUUCAGUAUUUUUAGGAUGUUUUAUUAUCCUACAAGUGUCAGUAUUGGGAGUGUUUCUUGUCAUAUUUAUCGUUUGUCUCAUCGUGUUUCCGUGCAUCACUCUCACUCCUUCGAAAUGUGAACUGAAUUAACUUGAACUGAAAUCUGUCACCAGGCGGGCGACUUUCCAGCGUGCAGCCGUGAAAUGAGGCAGUACUGAAUAAAUUGUCAUAACUCAGAUCGCUUAAUCCGUCCUCGCACCGGAUCCGCAGAGACGCCACAAGCCUUCACUUUUUGCACACCAGGUUCGAGCUCAUCUCAAAACUGACGCCGUGAGUGUGCAUGUGCAAAAAGCGAAGGAUCCUGAAGACUCUGAAUGAGUUGUGGGCCUCUUCUCUAUAUUCCUUAACUCCCAGUCAUAUUGGGUGUACAGAGGUGUGUGUGCGCGUGUGUUUUCUGUACAUAGUUAUGUACUGUACCGGCUGUUUGUUGUAUGACAAGUGAUGUGACCCCGUGACGUGUACAGUCUGAGAGCGUGCUAGGUCUGUACAUAGUGUAUGAUGUACUGUUUGUUCGCUGCAUGAAAAA
Salarias fasciatus (jewelled blenny) is the source of this 3550-nucleotide messenger RNA. It is a transcript of the gene gga3b, whose product is annotated as golgi associated, gamma adaptin ear containing, ARF binding protein 3b. Gene Ontology annotation, biological process: protein localization to cell surface; intracellular protein transport; Golgi to plasma membrane transport. Gene Ontology annotation, cellular component: trans-Golgi network. Gene Ontology annotation, molecular function: ubiquitin binding; phosphatidylinositol binding; small GTPase binding. NCBI's taxonomy places the organism in Eukaryota, Metazoa, Chordata, Actinopteri, Blenniiformes, Blenniidae. Bases 20 to 2203 code for a protein of 727 amino acids. The record is from RefSeq and is a predicted model, not a curated record. The transcript is spliced from 17 exons.